AUGCCACCAAUCGACGUGUUGACAACCACGCGCCAGGAGAACCCAGCGCCGCCGGCCAUGGCGGAGGAGGAGGGGACACAGCAGCUUCCGUUCGUGCGGGAGACGGUCCUCAAGAAGAGGAAGGACAACGAGGAGUGGGCCACCAAGAACCGGGAGCGCAAGGCGGCCAAGAUGCAGCACCGCCGCCACGACGCCAAGUGCGCCAUCAAGCACCCCGAGGUCUUCGUCAAGGAGUUCCGCAACAAGGAGCUCGACUUCCUGCGGAUGCGGACGCGCCUCAAGGUCCGGAAUCUGCGCCCCGCCGAGGCCAUCGACGCCAAGCUUCUCUUCGCCAUCCACAUCCCAGGGGCAGUGCCUACCUAA
Messenger RNA from Aegilops tauschii subsp. strangulata, 363 nucleotides. Lineage: Eukaryota; Viridiplantae; Streptophyta; Magnoliopsida; Poales; Poaceae. The record is from RefSeq and is a predicted model, not a curated record.